Molecule: messenger RNA, 1021 nt
Organism: Bactrocera oleae (olive fruit fly)
Lineage: Eukaryota; Metazoa; Arthropoda; Insecta; Diptera; Tephritidae
Source: RefSeq, a predicted model, not a curated record
CGUUAAGUAGUUAUAAUAAAGAUAAGCGAUAAAGCUUCGAAAACCUCUAUUAAAUUGAAAUUGUGCUUUUAUAAUCGAUCUAGUUGGAGAGAUAAUUCUUAGUGUUAUCGCCAAUUUAGCUUGUAUUUACGCUUUUGACUUAUGUGGCUUAGUGUACGCUCAAGUAUUGACAGUUAUUUAGUCGAGAGUUCAAAGUCGGUUCGAAAGCACACAUUUAAUAUUCAUUUUAGUAAAGGAGGAAAGGAAAAUAUAUAAAAUCAAUUUAGUUUCAUCUUCUAAUAUGAGAAACGCAGAAAUUUUGCUCACACUAGCAGUAUUUGGCUUCUGUUGUUUUACUUUUGCAAACUCCUUGAAAUGUUACAGUUGCUACAGUGCUAAGGACUGCAAGAAGCCAAGCAGAUUGGAAUGCAACGCUGACGCGGCCAAUAAGACUCGCGAUUACUUAAAUGCGUUAUAUACAGGUGUACCAGGUACGAAUUUCACCAGCCAAAGUUUCCUAUGUAUGCGUGAUUGGUUGAAGACAUCCUCCAACGAAUUCAUAUACAAGGGUUGCGUAUAUAGUAAUUACCAAAGUUGCAGUUACGCAGUGAAUCCAUAUUAUUCUCAACGUCACGAACGUAGGUGUGCUCAGUGUAACAAGGAUGGCUGUAAUCCAGCCGCACGUGCUAACGGUAGUCUAUUGACAGUGAUAACUACAAUUGUGGCAACAGUUUUGGUGAAAUGUGUGUGGCGCAAUUGAAUUAUUUAAAUAAGUUUUGUAUAGUAGUCCAAAAUAUUGAUUCAAACUCUAAUGAGUGGAUUUUCAUUAAAAGAGGUGGCCAGAUGUAUUCAGAAGUACUAUGUAUGAUAAUAUAAUAUUAUAAUAGACUAGUAUUUUAAUGUAUAUAUUUACAAAAUAUGUUUAUUUGAAUACCUUUUAUAAUACAAAUUAUAUUUUGUUAUGAAGUUGCCACCUGUUAAUAAAUUAAACAUAAAUUAUUUGAAAAUAAAAUUGGACUUAAAAAUUGGUUAACAAGUGAAA